AUAAUCAGUAGAGAAACGGAACGAUUAGUUGUUAGUAGCGUAAAUAACUAUUAGUCAAGUCUUUUCAGAAUAUUGCAAAUAGACAAACAAAAUAUUUUACUAAGCGGUUUUCUGUUUUCUCUUUUGACUAUAUAUUUUUUUUAAAUAUGUGAUAUUAUAUAAUGUUUCGUGGCAGAAGGAAUUGUGAAUAUGAACCUAUAAGGAACACUAGUUACUGUCAAGAACUUUUAAAUGAUAGUAAAGAUGAAACGAUUUGUAAAAUAUUUGGGUAUAUCGAAAAUAAUACAAAUACUCUUUUACAUUACUUAGUUAGUAUCUUACUUUUGGGUAUUCCUUAUUUAAUAAUUAAAAUAUAUCCAAAAUUGGGAACUGUAAAAUAUGAAAAAUGUGCCCUCGACAAAGCUACAAUUUUAUUAGCAUGUGGUAAUCACGGUCAAAUAUCAUUUAUAAAAAUUAAAAAUGAGGAGAUGCAACUUCCUCAUUUAGGAAGAGAUGUUAUAAAUGUAAGAUAUUUUAUUUAUCAACACACAAAGUAUGUAUGGAUAUCCGAACGACACCAGUAUGGAACUCUUGAUGAUUUAAUCCCCUUAGCAACAGUUGACGAAUACUUGACAGAUUUGAAUGGUUUACACGAGGAUGAUUAUCGAAAUAGGCUCCAACUGUAUGGGGAAAAUAAAAUCGAAGUGGAAGUUAAAUCGUAUUGGAGAUUAUUUGUUGAGGAGGUGUUCAACCCUUUUUAUAUGUUUCAAGCCUUUUCUGUAAUUUUAUGGUUAUUCGACGAUUAUGUUUCAUAUGCGCUCUGUGUUGUUGUUUUAACACUGUUUUCCAGUAUUACUUCAUUAAUACAAACCCGUAAACAAAGCCAAGCUCUGCACGACUUGGUAGUAUCCUCAAAAUGUGCCGAAGUAAAAGUAUUACGCCGCAACAUUAAUUCCAAAAACGUUACGGAACUUAUCGACCCAGUAGAUUUGGUUCCGGGUGAUUUAAUUGUUCUUCCUUCGGCAGAUUUUGUUAUGCCUUGCGACGCCGUAUUGCUUACGGGCCAAUGCAUUGUAAACGAAAGUGUUUUAACGGGAGAAAGCGUUCCCGUUACCAAGACCUCUCUUCAUCAUAGCCCGGAAAUGUAUCAUCCAGAUUUACACAAAAGACAUACGCUUUUCUCAGGGACCCACAUAUUGCAGACGCGAUUCUAUGACAGAGAGCUUGUGUUGGCUAGGGUAAUAAGGACGGGCUUUGACACUACCAAAGGAGCCUUAGUAAAAAGUAUUCUAUUCCCCGCUCCAGUGGGGCUGAAGUUCUACCGAGACAGUUUUAAGUUCAUUUUGUUCUUAUUCAUGGUGGCCGCUGUUGGAAUGAGCUAUUGCUUGUACUUGUAUAUUUCGAGGCAUGCCCAUGCUAAACAAAUUAUUCUACGUACACUGGAUAUAAUCACGAUAGUAGUACCGCCAGCUUUACCUGCCGCAAUGGCGGUUGGUACAGUUUACAGUCAAAAUCGACUUAAAAAAAUUGGAAUAUACUGCAUCAGCCCUCCUAGGAUAAAUAUCUGCGGAAAAGUUAAAUUGGCGUGCUUCGAUAAGACGGGGACUCUCACUGAAGAUGGUCUAGACAUGAAAUGCGUUGUACCAUGCACCAAUGCCCGGUUUUCUGAAGAAACGAUUGACAUAAAUAAUCUUGAUAUACAUAGUCCUUUGACUCAAGCGAUGGCCUCUUGUCAUUCAUUGACCAGAAUCGAUGGUGUGUUAAAUGGUGAUCCUUUAGAUCUAAACAUGUUUGAAUUCACGCAAUGGGAACUUGAAGAAUCUGGCGAGAAGGAGAAUAGUCGUUAUGACAUGCUGGCCCCUACAGUCGUAAGACCUUGUAGGGGACUUACUAAGCAGUUGCUGCAAAAAAACGAUUCAGAGAGCUCCUAUCAGAUUGGCAUACUGCGUCAAUUUACGUUUUCCUCCACACUUCAGUGCAUGUCUGUGAUAUGUCGCACCACCAUUAGCCCCAACAUGAUUGCAUUUACGAAAGGCGCCCCGGAGAAAAUUUACGGCAUGUGCCUUUCAGAAAUGCUACCCCCGGAUUUCAGUAUUAUUCUGUCCCAUUAUACGACUUGCGGAUACAGAGUCAUCGCCCUUGCCUAUAAGGAACUGUCAAAGAAGUGUAGCUGGAAGGAAAUUCAGAAAUGCAAACGAGACACGGUUGAGUGUGAUUUGCAUUUUCUGGGUCUCAUGAUAAUGCAAAAUCCUUUGAAGAAAGAAACGGCGCCAGUUAUACAAACUCUACACAAUGCUGGAAUUAGGACUGUGAUGAUUACAGGUGAUAAUAUACUAACUGCCGUAUCUGUUUCACGGGAUUGUGGAAUGGUAAAAAGCAAUGAAAAAAUUUUCAUUUUAAGUAUGGAAAAUUGUGAUGAUCUUAAUGUAGAUCCUACGUUUCAUUUAAGUGAAGCCGGAUCUGGCGGUUCGAAUGAGAACGUUAUUAUCAAUGUUGAAUCAAAUCCUUAUCAUUUUGCGAUCGAUGGGAGAACCUGGAACAAACUUAAGAGUUUCUAUCCACACUUGUUACCGCAUAUCCUGGUCAGAACCACGAUAUUUGCGAGAUUUCAGCCAGAUCAAAAGACGCAGGUGGUUUCAUACCUGCAGACUUUGAACUAUGUCGUCUCGAUGGUUGGCGAUGGAGCAAAUGACUGUGGGGCUUUAAAAGCUGCCCAUGUGGGGAUAUCUUUAUCUCAAGCCGAAGCUAGCGUAGCAGCUCCGUUUACCUCUUCCAUCGAAAACAUUUCCUGCCUUAUCCAUUUAAUUCUGGAGGGUCGGUGUGCCAUAAUUACCAGUUUCGCAAUUUUUAAAUAUAUGGCCAUGUACAGCUUGAUUCAGUUCUUUACCAUCCUUUUAUUAUACAGACACCAUUCUCUGUUGUCAGACCACCAGUUUUUAUUUAUCGAUUUAGUUAUUACUACUAGUCUCGCAGUUACAAUUGGCAGACAAGGUCCGGCAUCAUCGUUGGGCGCCAAACGACCGAUGAGCUCCCUGGUAGCAUCGAAAAAUGUAAUACCUCUAAUAUUACAGAUAGUAACUUGCGCUUUGAUGCAAGGCGGUGCCUUAUUCUACUUAUUCCAACAAGUAUGGUUUAAGCCAAUACCGAAUGACACCAUUGGAGAGGUUAUUUUAUCAUGGGAAAAUACAGUGUUGUUCACCGUGUCUUGUUAUCAGUAUAUUGUUUUAGCCACGGUGUACUCCAAAGGCAGGCCUUAUAGGCAAAUGCUGAUCACUAAUUUCUGGUUUUUAUUCUGCGCCUUAGUUUUAACAGUAUUUAUUACGAUAUUGAUGGUCCAACCCAAUAAGUUUCUGGCGGAAAUCAUGGAUAUCAUGUUUCUGCCGCACAGGGCACACGACCAAGAGAACUUCCGAUAUUCAUUGCUGGCUUUCCCAGUUUCCCACUUUGUUCUGGCCAUAUUUAUUGAGGUGGGGAUUGCAGAUAGCCAAUGGCUGAAGAAGAUUAUCCAGUGCCUUAAAUGUAAGCGUCAUCCAAAAAAUAAGUACAAAUUGUUACUGCAGGAAAGUAACGAGGAAUUUUUGCACAAUGUUUGCAAUAAUAGAAUUGUCCUGUGAGUGU
Messenger RNA from Anoplophora glabripennis (Asian longhorned beetle), 3597 nucleotides. Its product is annotated as probable cation-transporting ATPase 13A3. The coding region runs from base 162 to 3593 and encodes 1143 amino acids. Gene Ontology annotation, biological process: intracellular calcium ion homeostasis; polyamine transmembrane transport. The transcript has 17 exons. NCBI's taxonomy places the organism in Eukaryota, Metazoa, Arthropoda, Insecta, Coleoptera, Cerambycidae. The record is from RefSeq and is a predicted model, not a curated record. Gene Ontology annotation, cellular component: membrane. Gene Ontology annotation, molecular function: polyamine transmembrane transporter activity; ATP binding; P-type transmembrane transporter activity.